GGCGUCCUUCUUUUCCUUCACCUCCAUCAACGCUGCUGACCAGCGACGACAACAGGGCAGUCGAUCCGCCAGCGUCGACAGCACCCUCAGCUAUAAUUUUCAGCCAACCGUUGUUGGCAUUCUAGACAAACCAGCUGGUUUCACUCUUUAUUCCCCCACAUUCUUUUCUCUGAUCCCGCCAUGCCUCUCGCAUCCAAGCCGCCCUUCGCGACAGACCUCCCCGACUCGGCUUACGCCUCGGGCAACCCCCAGCGCCGCCAGCUUGCCGCCCCCGCGAACCCGAACGCGCGCUCCUCAGCUUACGACGUAUACGACAACUACAUCGACGGGAAAGACGGCCGUGGUCGCAACUCGGGCGUCGAAGGGCUCGGGAUGGGCUUCAUGAACGGCUCGAUGGACGACGACGAAAGUGACGACGACCACUAUGGCAGGCCGAUGGACCCCCACAUGCAGCCUGCUCCCAUGGGCAUGCCCACCACCGGCAAGAACGCGGUGCUCGCCAACGCCGCGGGCGUCAACCGUACGGACUACGGCAACGAGCCCCCGCCGCCCUCGUACAUCGCAGCUCCUCGUCCGGGGUACGCCGCGCCCAUCGCGCAACUCAACCUGGCUCGGCCCGAGGCCGCGGCGGCGCCCGGUGGCCGUCAGCCCGGUGGGACUGAGCCGCUUCGGGUGCAGCCUCCCCAGUCCGUGAACGCUGUAUCGAACCCCUUCGCGACACCCUAUGCUGGGACUCCGGUACCCGCCUCGCCCCAUCCUCUCCAACCUCCUAUGACCCCCAUCACGCCGGUCUUUGCUCGCCCGCGCGCCGCGGACGUCAAAUUUGCCGAGGACAAGGGCGAGAUCAUGCGUGGUGAUAAGGAGGAUGUCUUGAUUCCCCGACGCGGUCAACAAGGCGACGACUUCUGGAGACGCUUCAGCAUGGUCAUCAAAGAGGACGGCAAGAAGCGCCCGGGCGAGAAGGAGAGCUCUUGGCUCAAGAAGACUCAGGGCGGUACGACAAGCCUGAGCCGCUGGGUGUUCAUCAUUGGCAUGGUUCUGCUCAUUUGCGCUGCUGGUGGUAUCGGCCUCGGGUGGUACAUCUCGCGCAACAACACAGGGUCUAGCGCGCCGAAGGCCAUUGGCGGCUCGGCCAACGAGAUGAACACCGGCGACGGCGAAGGCGCCGCCAGCAUGCAGAGCAGCAUUCGCGUCACCCCCACGUAUACCGUCGACAGACGAGCCGUCGCCACCGAGGCGGCAAACACCAGCUCGCCCGUGCCCAUACAGGGCAAGGAUAUUCACGUCCACCGCAGGAUACGUGACCAUAUGAAGAGGAGACUGUAGAGUAUCGUAUCUCGCGUCCAGUUCUGGCCUGGUUCCGAGUCGUCGAUAAACGGCGGCGUCCGUCCAUUGCAUGCAUAGGGAAGAGAACAUAUUUCUACGCCCGCCCCCACUACCCACCGGCGUUACGCCCCCCUGUCGGGAUCCCCAUGUUCCCAUCCACUCUUUACCGGAUCCAUGCUUCCCUCGUCCCCGCCCCAUCACAUCCCCCCACUGGCAGCGCUUAUGUACUGACAGGUUCAACCUCCUCUUGACAUUCUAUUCACGUGGAUAUACCCUUCGACUUCAAUUGUACUGUGUUGGAUCCCUGUCUGUCACAUCCGCUACGCAUCAGCAUCCCUCUAUUAUUCUACUAGUCGCUCCUGGCCUGCAAUGCGACGUUGUCAGUGCUCACUAAUGUUCUGUUCGUGUAUAUAAGUAAAAGGAUCAAGUACUUGCUUUCA
This is a messenger RNA of Schizophyllum commune H4-8, 1766 nucleotides long. RefSeq lists its product as uncharacterized. The record is from RefSeq and is a predicted model, not a curated record. The transcript is spliced from 4 exons. NCBI's taxonomy places the organism in Eukaryota, Fungi, Basidiomycota, Agaricomycetes, Agaricales, Schizophyllaceae. The coding region runs from base 181 to 1326 and encodes 381 amino acids.